This is a messenger RNA of Toxotes jaculatrix (banded archerfish), 3610 nucleotides long. RefSeq names its product long-chain-fatty-acid--CoA ligase 1-like. The coding region runs from base 422 to 2518 and encodes 698 amino acids. Gene Ontology annotation, molecular function: arachidonate-CoA ligase activity. Gene Ontology annotation, cellular component: endoplasmic reticulum; membrane. NCBI's taxonomy places the organism in Eukaryota, Metazoa, Chordata, Actinopteri, Toxotidae. Gene Ontology annotation, biological process: very long-chain fatty acid metabolic process; long-chain fatty acid metabolic process; long-chain fatty-acyl-CoA biosynthetic process. The record is from RefSeq and is a predicted model, not a curated record. The transcript has 21 exons.
UGCAACAGUAUCCGUGUGAGUGUUUUGUCCCAGUGGUAUAUCAGGGCAUCCUCCUCAUGAGAGCAGAGUGUGUGGCGGUUGCUGUUGCUGCAGCAAACACAGCAUUCACUGAGGGCGGCUGUUGUUGGAUGUACAGCUGUGAAAGGAAAGCCACUGUCUCACCUGGCUGCUUCCUGCUACAGGCCCUCUCCUGGCUUGUACCCACCAACACACACACCCUUAACUUCACCUCAGGGCGUUCGUUGUGACUCAUAACUCACCUCGGGGCCUGGAGAGAGCGCUUCCUGUUAUCAAACACACCCUCUGACCACCAUUGCAGCCUCACAUUCGUCUAACACACAACUUUACUACUCCACAGAUACACACAAACAGGUCCUCUCUCCACAAACACACACACGCCUUUUGCCUCAUCAGCAGCAUCAUGCUGAGCCAGGAGUUCUUGCAGAAGCUGAGGUUGCCAGAUCUGGAUGAUGUCGGUCAGUACAUGAAGAGUGUCUCUACCCCCAUGUUAGUUAGCAUGGGGGCGGUGGCUGUCGCAACAACCUAUUACCUGGCAACACGACCCAAGGCCCUCCCAUCAGUCUGUGACCUCCGCUUACAGUCAGUGGAGGUUCCGGGCGGAGAUUUGGCGCGCAGAUCGGUUCUUCAGAACGAAGGCGAUCACUUGACGCAUUUAUACAAUGACGCCAGGACAAUGUAUGAGUUCUUCCUCAGAGGGGCCCGAAUCUCCAAUAAUGGCCCCUGUCUGGGCUCCAGGAAACCAAAACAGCCCUAUGAAUGGAUGUCCUACAGAGAGGUUGUGGAGCGAACAGAGAAUCUGGGUUCAGCGUUUCUUCACAAAGGACACUCCAAGACCUCCGACCCCUACAUCGGCAUCUUCUCUCAGAACAGACCUGAGUGGACCAUAAGCGAGCUGGCAUGUUACACUUAUUCUCUGGUGUCCGUCCCUCUGUACGACACACUGGGAGCAGAAGCCAUCGCCUACAUCAUAGACAAAGCUUCCAUCUCCACUGUAGUAUGUGACACGGUAGAUAAGGUCAACCUGGUACUGGAGUGUGUGAAGGACAGGAAGCACUCUGUGAAAACCAUUGUUCUAAUGGAGACCCCCAGUGCUGAGCUGGUCAACGAGGGGCGACAGGCUGGAAUCCACAUCCUCAGCCUGCAGGAGAUGGAGGCUAUCGGGAAGGCCAACCAUCAACAACCAGCGCCUCCGCAGCCUGAGGACCUGGCAGUCAUCUGCUUCACCAGUGGAACAACAGGAAAUCCAAAGGGAGCUAUGUUGACACAUGGUAAUAUUGUGUCCAACUGCUCAGCCUUCAUCAAGAUGACAGAGCUUUGCUCUCCAUUAAGUUCCAGUGAUGUCCACAUUUCCUUCCUGCCCUUGGCUCAUAUGUUUGAGAGAGUAGUGCAGGGAGUGAUGUUAGUGCAUGGAGCCAGGAUUGGCUUUUUCCAGGGAGAUAUUCGCUGGCUGGCAGAUGACCUGAACACACUGAAACCUACUGUGUUCCCGGUGGUGCCCAGACUCCUGAACAGAAUGUAUGAUAAGAUCUUCGGGCAGGCCAACAGCUCGUGGAAGCGGUGGCUGCUGGGAUUUGCCUACAGGAGGAAGGAGGCAGAGAUGAUGAAAGGCAUCGUGAGGAGAGACACUAUCUGGGAUCGACUUAUCUUCAGGAAGGUCCAGGCCAGCCUCGGGGGCCGUGUUCGUCUCAUGAUAACAGGAGCUGCUCCCAUCUCUCCUGCUGUCCUCACUUUCCUCAGAGCUGCAAUAGGCUGUCAGUUCUAUGAAGGCUAUGGACAAACUGAGUGUACUGCUGGGUGUACGCUGACCAUGCCCGGGGACUGGAGUGCAGGUCACGUUGGAGCUCCUCUGCCCUGUAACUCAGUUAAACUGGUGGAUGUGCCUGAGAUGAACUACCUGGCUGUAAACGGAGAGGGCGAGGUGUGUGUGAAGGGUAGCAACGUGUUCCAGGGCUACCUGAAGGACCCAGAGAAGACAGCAGAGACUAUUGAUGCAGAUGGAUGGGUUCACACCGGAGACAUUGGAAAAUGGCUUCCGAAUGGGACGCUGAAGAUCGUGGACAGGAAGAAGCACAUCUUUAAGCUGGCGCAGGGGGAGUACAUUGCUCCUGAAAAGAUAGAGAAUAUCUACACGAGGAGUGAUGCAGUGGCACAGGUCUUUGUACACGGAGACAGCCUGCAGGCAUGUCUGGUAGCAGUGGUGGUCCCUGACCCUGACUUCCUGUCUGGCUGGGCCAAGAGGACCCUGGGACUGGAGGGCAGCUACAAGGAACUGUGUGGCAGAGCGGAAGUCAAAGCAGCCAUCUUGGAGGACAUGCUGCGGCUGGGCAAGGAAGGAGGCCUCAAGUCCUUUGAGCAGGUGAAGGCCAUCCACAUCCACACUGAACUGUUCUCAAUCGAGAACGGCCUGCUCACUCCAACAUUGAAGGCCAAGAGGAACGAAAUGCGCCAACACUUCAGAGCCCAGAUAGAUGAGCUGUAUACUGGGAUCCAAAUGUAGAAAAAGAGGGCAAGAGCAAAGUGCAAGAACAGACACAAAGGCUCUACCAAAGUGUGUUUUAGAUGAAGAGAAAAUGAAGAAACAGGGAGAGGAGUACAAGCUAAACCACAAACACUGGGAAGCAAAUGAAGGAGUCCUCUCGGACCAAAAGAAUCAUCAACCUGUUUGGUCCCCAUGAACAGUAACACUAGAACAGGAGGUGAUGUAGCUUUUAAUGGAGCUUGAUUCAGAGCAUUUAGAACAAAAUCAGUUGACCUGUAGGAUCUGUGGCACAGAAAAUAAGACCUGAGGGUCCAGAGUAGAUUUUAGGUUUAAAAUAAAUAGAAAUACUUUGGCAGAAGCUAUUUACAGCACAAAUUCUGUGAUAACGUGUUGAUUCUAAUCAUCUAUUUUGUUAUAUUAUCUUCAAUAAGGUUCGCCUCCGUAGCAUCAGAUAUCUCAGAAAUUCUCCGUCAUGUACUACAGUAGAACCUGCACACACAAAGUCACACACUUGUUAACUUUAAGGAUGAAGAGGGAAGACUUGGACCAUUGAAAUGGGUUCACUUAGGGCCAUACUGACAACUUUUAUAACCCAAAACAUUUCAGUGUCUUUGAUGAGAUUUUUGUUUUUGUCAGAUAUAAUUUUGUUUUACUGUGAUUGUUGAGUUUGUUCAGUUGAAGUUGUUUUUUUGUUUUUGUUGGGUCCUUAGAGCUUUUUUUAUGAAUGAGCUUGGGUCCAAUUAGGAACCUAGGAACCAGCAGAGUGAGCCAUAUUCAAGAUUACCCAAACAAAGCUAGCUGUACACGGGGAAUUCAGGUACUAAAGACCACUCAGGACAUAAGGAAACUGUGUCAGUGUUUUAAUUUAUUUAUGAUGGUAACAGGGACACAGGAGAUUUGAAAGAAUCAAUUCUCUUAAAUUAUUAUUUUAUAUUAGGGUGAAAAGACACAUUUACAGAAUAACACUGUUUGCAACCGUAAUGAAAUCCUGUUUAAUGUUUAUGGUUUUAAUUUCAUGGAAGUACUUUUGACUGUGGUCUUGCUAUAACUGUUUUACUGUCAUCUCAGAUUUGUUUUGUAAAAGUUUAAUUAAAAAAUUGUGUGAUCUCG